This is a messenger RNA of Trifolium pratense (red clover), 2166 nucleotides long. RefSeq lists its product as uncharacterized. Gene Ontology annotation, molecular function: zinc ion binding. The record is from RefSeq and is a predicted model, not a curated record. The coding region runs from base 431 to 1924 and encodes 497 amino acids. NCBI's taxonomy places the organism in Eukaryota, Viridiplantae, Streptophyta, Magnoliopsida, Fabales, Fabaceae. The transcript is spliced from 8 exons.
AUAAUAAAUAUUAUAAAGUUGGUGAAAAAAAUUUUUGAAGCAAAAUUGGUGAAAUAUAACAAGACAGCAUUCUUUACUUAUUUCUUAGGUACUUUGAGUCUUUGACUUCCAAUUAAAAUAAAUAAAUAAAUAAAUAAAUAAAAUAAUAAGAGUGAUGUUAUAGCCACCCAAGUGCUAAACUAUAUGGUAUAUUUUUUUAAGCGUGACGUGUAUUUUGUAUUUAUUUAAGAAAAUAUGAAACAUGACUGCUUCAUGCUAUUAUACCAACACAACUUGUUUCCAUGGUGUCUCUCUUCUCUAGCAAAUUUCCAGCUUCCAUGAUCAAUGAAAUAUUAAUUCAUAUUCCUUUUUUGCAAAAUAAUUAUUUGUCUCAAUUCAUUUCAUAUUUGUCUUGCCUUUUGUUUUUGGUUUGGUGGGUUCCCCAUUGACCAUGGCAACUCAAGCUUCCAAGGAUAAUAAUCACCAAGGAACUAGCACCAUUGAAAAUAAAGCUGAUAUUUCAAUUCAAAAGGGUAUGACAUCAUUUGAAAUAACAGAGGAAGUCCCAAGUGAACAACAAAGAACAAGGCAAAACCUUACCUUAGAGACACCAAAAAAAACUCAUGAAGAAGCAAAAGAAGAUUUUUUGAGAAUAAACAUACCACUAACUCCAUCACCAAGAAAAGUGAUAUUUUCUCCUUGCACAAGUCCUGGUUAUUUCAUUCCAACCAAUGAAUCUCCUGGUCCCUCUCCUUCUAGUUCUAAAACUAGAUCAACUCUUAAAAAAACACUUAUUCCUAAACUCAGUUUUAAAUUUAAGAACACAACUUCUGAGAUUGAAAAAGCCGCUUUCCUUGCACUUGGAGGUUCGUCUGCAGUGCCACAAAAGAAGCCUUUUCUUUCGAGGACAUUGUCGCGUAUGAAAUCUAGAGGGAGGAAAACAUCUUCGUUACCGGUAUCACCUGUUCCUCGUUCAACUCCAGUGUCUGUACAUGGAGGGAAAGCUUUUCCAACAAUGGCUAGUGAGAAAGAACUGCAAUUACCAAUUCAUCGUUCGCGAUCUGUUCCUGCAUUUACAGAAGAUACUCCUGUAGGUGGCAUGUUUCGUAUAGUUCGGAACAUACCGCAAUUGAAUGAGAAAAUUGCCACCACAUCAUCUGCAGCAUCUCCAACUAGUGAAAAUGUGGAAACUGAGGAUGAAGGUGAAGAUAUUCCAGAAGAAGAAGCUGUUUGUAGAAUUUGUAUGGUUGAAUUGGGAGAAGGUGGUGAUACUUUUAAAUUGGAGUGUAGUUGUAAAGGUGAGCUUUCACUAGCACACAAAGAAUGUGCAGUUAAAUGGUUUAGUAUUAAAGGUAAUAGAACAUGUGAUGUGUGCAAACAAGAAGUUCAGAACUUACCUGUCACUCUUUUAAGACUUCAUCAAGCUAACUUGCAAUCUAGCAGAGGUCACUUAGAUGAAUCUUCUCAAUACAGGGUUUGGCAGGAUGCCCCCAUUCUUGUCAUUGUCAACAUGCUGGCAUACUUUUGUUUUCUUGAGCAGCUUCUUGUUUCAAGUAUGGGAUCUGGUGCUAUUGCCAUGUCCCUCCCCUUUUCUUGUAUACUUGGUCUUCUUGCAAGCAUGACAGCUACAACCAUGGUGAGGAGAAAUCAUGUUUGGAUUUAUGGAACCAUGCAGUUUGUUUUGGUGGUUCUUGCUGGACAUCUUCUCUAUUCAUUGGCUCAUAUGGAAGCUGUUUUGGCAAUCCUACUAGCUACAUUUGCUGGAUUUGGAUCUGUAAUGUGUGGAACAUGUAUACUUAUGGAUAUCAUGAAAUGGAGGAGAAGAUGGCUUGCUCAGUUGAAUCAACAGAAUGGAGGUUCCGAAGCAGUGGCUCCGCCUGAUCAAUCAUCUGCAGCGACCCAUCAAACUCAAAUUGAUCCUCAACAGAAUGAGUUGACAGCAUAAUAUUUUUUCACAAUUUCUUGAAUGCUGGCAUCAUUAAGAUCUGAUGUCUUACUUACAUAAAGUUGGUAUUGUAUAGACAACUUUGAGCACGUUGCUUUCUUGUAUGCCAUUGUAGAUUUAGGAACAGAAAUUUUCAUGUGUGCAGAAUCUCUCAUCAGAAACAAAGAAAGUUGAUAUUUGUAUACAUAGCAGAUUGCCGGGUCACCGGUCAUAUGUAUGUAUAUUUUUUUUUUAACUGCAAA